This is a messenger RNA of Periophthalmus magnuspinnatus, 1635 nucleotides long. Its product is annotated as E3 ubiquitin-protein ligase NEURL3. NCBI's taxonomy places the organism in Eukaryota, Metazoa, Chordata, Actinopteri, Gobiiformes, Gobiidae. The record is from RefSeq and is a predicted model, not a curated record. The transcript is spliced from 4 exons. Gene Ontology annotation, molecular function: ubiquitin protein ligase activity. The coding region runs from base 15 to 914 and encodes 299 amino acids.
CAUGCACUCAUAUAAUGAAGACAUCAGCCACAAGAGCAACAAUCUCUCACAUUGACACAGCCACUAACCUACACCAAGACGAUAUGGUGAGGAAAAGCAGCCCCAGCACUUCUGAAGUGCACCAGUGCAGUGUAAAGUGCCUGGGACCCCUGGCCUUCCAUGCUCAGACUAAAGGUGAGAGCAUUCACCUGUCUGACCAUGGGAGAAGUGCACAGCGGAACUCAGACACCUUUAAGAAUGGCCUGGUCUUCAGCUGCCGCUCCAUCAGGUUGCAGGAGAGGGUGCAACUCAGGAUAGAUAAACACAAGACCAACUGGACAGGAGCUCUCAGAGUGGGCUUCACUACUGUGCCUCCCUCGACCCGCACUGGAGACCUGCCCUGCAUGGCCAUCCCCUGUCUCACAAAGCUCCCAGGACACUGGGCUGCAACAGUGAAUGAGUCCCUGGUCAGGGCAGGGACACUGCUGGAGUUUUGGGUGUCAUACAGCGGCGGUUUAAAUGUGUCUAUCAAUAACAGUAUUCAGCUUCAACUACUGACAGGUGUUUCCACCAUCCGACCACUAUGGGCCAUGAUCGAUGUAUACGGUCAAACAUGUGGUAUUACAUUAUUAGGAUCAGUGAAGAAAGAAUUGUUUCACACAAGAAGGUCUUGUCUUCCUCCUCAAUAUGAAAUACCCUCUGCCCCAAGUUUUGAAUCAUGUGGAGACAUCACAUCAUUGAUCCCACAGGCUUCAGCAGAUAAAGAUAACUGCGAGGAGUGUGUUGUGUGUUUGGGAAAAGAGGCCAGGAUAAUAGUGAAACCCUGUGGACACAAGUGCUUGUGUUCAAACUGUGCAAUACGAAUUCUGGAGGAGUUUGGCACGUGUCCACUGUGCCGACAAUUGAUAUGUGGUGGGGCCGUAGCUGCUCUGUAAACUCAGCUAAGAAAGAAAAUAUGAAUAAUGUAAAUGUGUGAUGUAAAUAGAUGUAUAUAUGAUGUUGUAACUGAUAUUUAUUUAAACAUAAAACACUUAUUUUAAAGAUUUGUGAUAUUUUAUAUUAUUUUUGAGUUGAUGUUUUUAUGUUUUGAUAUGAAAUAAAACAUGAUAAGCCUAUUUGCUAAACAAAAAAACAAAAAAUACAUAUGUGUCUGUAUGUUUGUGUGUUGGGGUGUGUGUGUGUGUGUGUGUGUGUAUAUAUACAUGCGCGCGCUCACCCCCCCCCCCCCCCACACACACACACACACAUAUUUAUAUGGAUUACGCAUGUACAGUUUGCAAACUCGUAAUAUUCCAUUGAUUUGAAUGACAACCAUUUUAAAUACAGAUUAUGAUCAAUGAAUGACGACAGUCAGAGGAUAGAAUCACAUAAGUCACACAAGGUCUCUCUUCCACACGAUCACAUCCGGCCACUCCUCUUUUCCUAUGCAAAAUUUGUUAUAACAUUUUAUAAACCAUGCCACCUCAGAAUACUGUGUUUGUUUGUUUGUUUUAUUACUUUCAUCCAAAAUGUACUACCAUUUUGAAAUUUUCUCUAUUUCUUAUGAUCUUGUCCCUCUAAUUGAGUAAUUGUUUUAACUCUUAACAUACCUGCUGUGGUACUUUGAGAUUUCUUUCCAAUGUAAAGGGAAAUAUAAAUAAAAUGUAUUACUUCUGG